CUUCAUGGAGCUAUUGGUUUGGCCCCAUCAGCUCCUCCUGUAUUUAGCUGACAGAACCCCUUCACCACUGUUUGCCUGUCCCAUCUCAGGAAGCAGGAAGUGGAGAACCUCUCAGCACCGAGGCAGCACUUGCGCGUCCCUGUUUUACCCUGCGCUCUCAGUCUCCCGGCAAAAGGACCAAAAGUCCGCCGGUGGCCUCAGGAGCAUCACCGUGCCUCCACACCGGACGCAGCAGCAGCAACGAUCUCCCCCUCCCCUCCUCUGAGCCUCCACCCUCCUCCCUCUGUGCGCUCCCCCCGCCGCCGAUGCUGCAGCUCACAAGUUGAGCUGAUCGUCUCCUGCACAACAAGUCCGUUGUCUCCGGUAGCCCGACCGGCGAUGCUCGUUCCCUCGCGUUAGUCAUAAAUGGGCCUCCUAGGAUGUGAAGCCUCGCUGAAAGAAGCAGGAGGAGGAUGGAGAAACCGGGCUUGUCUGCAGUGGUGCUGCUGCUCCUGCUGGGCUCAUUCCUCUCGGCGUCCUCCGUUACAGCCGACACUUUGCUGUCAGCUCCGCUCAAUGUGACCAUCAGAGAGCUUGAGGUCAACUCGGCCGUGGUGACAUGGGAAAUCUUGGAGGGAGACCCCGUAAUUGGAUUCGCCAUCACUCAACAGAAAAAGGAUGUUCGCAUGUUGAGGUUUAUCCAGGAAGUGAACACCACCACACGCUCCUGCGCGCUGUGGGAUCUGGAUGAGGACACCGAGUACAUCGUCCAUGUCCAGAGCAUCAGCAUGGGAGGCAGCAGUCCCCCCAGUCAGCCCGUGCUCUUCAGAACACCAAAAGAGUCAGAGAAGAUGGAGUCCAAGAGUCCCAAUGAGGUGACGAUGGAGGAGGUUGGUCAGGCCCAGCUGAGGGCCGGAGAACUCAUCAUCAUAGUUGUGGUGCUCGUCAUGUGGGCAGGGGUGAUCGCCUUGUUUUGUCGGCAGUAUGACAUCAUUAAAGACAACGAGCCCAACAACAACAAGGACAAAGCCAAGAACUCGUCAGAGUGCAGUACCCCAGAGCACCCACAAGGGGGUCUACUGCGCAGCAAUGUCUAGGACCAACUCUAUCGCCUUCUGCAAUAACGAACCGUAGAUCUCAGGACAGACCCUGAGAAAAACAAAAAGCCAUCCUCCAAAACACAACCUACCAAGAACAGAUGGAACAUUACAAAAACCAUGUUGACUCAACUGAGAACUUCACAGAACGGAAAACUGAGAACUUUUAAAAUCAGUGGCUACAAGCAAACAGUGAGCAGCAGAAAACAGCAGUUUUUGUUGCAGAUGAACUGGACUGUAGCCUGCUUCCAGCAGGUAUACAGGAGUCUCUAACUGAGAACCACUUGAAUCAUACGGUUUUUUGGUUACUCCUCAUUAGUAGCAUGGAAUCCACAGAGCUGAUCUUCCAACGCGAAUGUCGAUGAUCAAGAUGCCAGCUCUCAAAUUGUGGAAUCUUUGGCAGCCAAACUGGAUUCACCAGCCCAGGUUUCAGCCAGCACACAGCAACAAGCUAGACUCUGUUUUAAAUCAAAGACUUUCACAUUUUCUGCUGACCUUUAUGCAUUACUUUUCUGUCUAUUACAACCCUUUGUGUAGCGGCUUCUCUCUCUUUGUCCUUCUGUGUCUAUCUUUUCUAGAAGCAUUUGGUGCUCCUCCUUUUGUGAUUCCUUGAACAUCCUACAAUCUUGAUUUGGGUUUGAUUUUAUUAUCGGUCAUGAGUAUUGCACGAGUUUUGUCUACUGUCUUUCUCUGGCAUCAGUUAAAUGAUGCAUCUGUUCUUUGGCCCCACUAACAGGAAGUUCAGACUCCUGUACAAGUUCAAACCUGAGACACUCAUUAAAGCCACCCACAGUUGGUCUGACGAUGACUGACUACAGCUAGGAUUCACGCAGAGUUCAAUAACUGACCUGCAGUCUCGUUCACAUCACAUUUAUUGCUCCGAUGUCCAAAAGCUUGCAUGCAGUGCCGACUUUUAGAAGAGUGGCAUGACGGGAUUUAGGACCAUAUACAGGCUUCAUUGUUCAUCGCUGCAUAUUCAGCACCAUAUGCUGUUUGCGGUCUGCAGGAGGACGCACAGAGAAUAUGGAUGUGGAAUCAUCACCUAAUGCAAAGUGUACAGUGGGCAGAGUUUGGCUGAGUUUCUCUUGCGGUUUGGCUGAUGACCAACAGGGAUGCCAGGAAGUGAGAGCUCAGAGGGGAUGUGUGCUCAGCUGUGUGGCUGAACAGUGUUUCACCAUCCAGACCGUAGGGUGAUUAAAACAGAAAAGAUAUUUUCUGGCUCCUUUUUAGAAGAAACGUUUGAAAACCAAGUUGUGGAGGCACAUUGCACACCAGCAUGAUGCCUUAUUACAAGCAUUCUUGAGAUGUAUUUGUGAUUACUAUACCACAUGAAGCUACUGCCACACCAGCUGGUAAAAAUGAAUUUGGCAGUCUUUUGUAGUGGCUAAAGUUAAUUAACCUGUAACUGGAUUGACUCAAAUAAGUAAUCAGUUGUAUUGAUCAUAUUUUUGAAAGGUUACAGGAUACAAACAAUAGUAAAAACAGUAAAUGACAAAGUUUUAAUAGAUGAUUAUUGGUCAGCUCUCAGACUGUUUGAGGUGACUCCAAGGUUUUUGUCCAAAAUCAACUGAGGCAUUUUUGUGCUUGCUAAUGCUGACUAGAUGGGCUUUUUGUCGCAGGCUAAAAGUAAAAUGAGCUUAUUCAAAUUAAUACCAACAACUUGCCUUGUAAUUGUUACUUUAGCCUUUAUUCUUUGCCACAGAACACAAGAUUGUCAUAGGACCACCAACCCUACUACACUUUGGAAGCAUCAGCAGCGGAAUGCCACUGCUUCAAAUAUAAAAUCUAUUAUAGUUUAUGUGGGAGAUUCAAACCAGCCGCAACGUGGACCUUUGUGGGCGUGUCUCAGAAGAGGCAUGCCAGGCCGUGCCGCACUGCUAAAGAUGGGUUUUGGUCCUAUUUUUUCCGCAAGCCGCUUCUGGGAUAUGACAAUUUCCACAGUUAACAUAAGGCAGGAAAUCA
This is a messenger RNA of Nothobranchius furzeri (turquoise killifish), 3038 nucleotides long. It is a transcript of the gene fndc5b, whose product is annotated as fibronectin type III domain containing 5b. NCBI's taxonomy places the organism in Eukaryota, Metazoa, Chordata, Actinopteri, Cyprinodontiformes, Nothobranchiidae. Gene Ontology annotation, molecular function: protein binding. Gene Ontology annotation, cellular component: plasma membrane; extracellular region. The record is from RefSeq and is a predicted model, not a curated record.